AUGAAUCCCAUUUCAUACCCGUCUUCAAGAGUUUCCCAGCUUGAUGCAGGGAUUUUAGACACAGAGCUAUUCUCAUUGUUAAAAGACCAAGUGAAAUCUAUUUUCCAGCUUCAUGAAACUAGCGGAACCAACUCCUAUGCGAGUCAUUUGUCUUAUAGCAAACAUCCUGAGUUGUACUCCUUGCUUUUGAACUUGUUGAUAUUCAAAUUAACUGUAUGGAAAUCUGAAGCUUCUUAUGGGUCGUCUUUGCAAAAUUUGAAACUCACUAACGUCAAGAAUGGGCAAGUUAUAGGCUUGAAUAAAAAAGGGCUCCUUCUAGCAGUGGUUGUAGGUACAUACCUAUACAAGAGGGUUGAAACGCUUCUAUACCAAAUGGAUGAAAAUGAAAUUGAGGCAGAAGCUUCUGGAGACUACGACUCAAUAAGAUACAAGUUUAAAAGCUUUGUAGUCAACAAUCGGAACAAGGUCUUGACAAAAAUAGAUGAUGUACUCAAAAUUGCCAAUUUGAUAAAUUUUACCAUGUUUCUUGUAAAUGGUAAAUACUCAUCAAUUGUUCAUAGACUAUUUGGCAUCACUGAAACGCCUUUGAUAUCAGACUUGUUAAAAUUUAAUGGGAGUAAUGUCAACUAUGAGUUUCAAAAUAGACAACUAGUGUGGAAUGUUAUGACGGAGUUCUUGGUCUUUCUUCUUCCGCUUUUGCAAGUGCGCAAGCUUAGAAGCACCAUGGGCAAGCUUUUGAGUAAAGGGAUCCGUGGAAACGCUGUUGAGGGCCAAAAAAGUAGUGGCAACAUGUCCUCUUCAUCGUCAAACAGCAAAUUCACUCGGUACCGGAAUCUACCAUUACUGGAGUGCGCUAUUUGUCACGACAACAAUGACAAGGCGUCGCGUUCGGGAGGGAGAGUAUUUGCCACUGCUGGACCUGUGACAAAUCCUUGCAUAACCAACUGUGGUCACGUUUACUGCUAUGUAUGUAUCGCAACCCAAUUUAACAUUAUCAAAUCUAGCGGAGACAGUGUAUCUUGUUUAAGGUGCGAUAGUAAACUAGAGUGGUUCCAGGAAUUUGAAGCAGACGAAAAAGCUAUUGAUGUAGAUGCAAUUGUUGUAGAGCAAGAGGAUGUUGAAAAUGAAGGAGAUUCUGAGAACAAUAUGGCACAAAUUUCUGAUGAAGAGGAUAUACAAAGCUUAAACUCCAUAAAAAGUGAUGACGAUGGAGAUGACGAUGGAGAUGACGAUGACAACAGUUCAAAUCCAUAUUUACCAGAAAAGUCACAAUCAUUCAGUAAACUUGAAAGAAGAUUAAGCCAUCGCCUGUCAAUAUUUGAGAAAAGUGAAUACUCCGCUGAACUGAGUGAAAAUGAUGACGACGAUUAUAGUGAAGAGGAAGAGAUGGAAGCAGAUGAAACAAUGUUCUAG
Lodderomyces elongisporus is the source of this 1413-nucleotide messenger RNA. RefSeq names its product ubiquitin-protein ligase peroxin 2 (gene PEX2). The record is from RefSeq and is a predicted model, not a curated record. Gene Ontology annotation, cellular component: peroxisomal membrane. Gene Ontology annotation, molecular function: zinc ion binding. Gene Ontology annotation, biological process: protein import into peroxisome matrix. Bases 1 to 1413 code for a protein of 470 amino acids. Lineage: Eukaryota; Fungi; Ascomycota; Pichiomycetes; Serinales; Debaryomycetaceae. The transcript has a single exon.